Molecule: messenger RNA, 1416 nt
Organism: Acanthosepion pharaonis
Lineage: Eukaryota; Metazoa; Mollusca; Cephalopoda; Sepiida; Sepiidae
Source: the annotation of a GenBank genome assembly
AUGGUCUGUGACAAGAACUGGGAUGACCUGGACGCGAAGGUCACCUGCCAGCAAUUGGGUUUCGUCGACGGCCGGGCCGAAUGCUGCUCAACCCUUGGAAACAUCGAUUCCCACGCCAAUUCCAUCGUGAAGAAUUUCAACUGCACGGGCAAAGAGAAACUCUUACAGAACUGCUCUUUUACAACCCAUGCAUGGGAGAGUUGCUAUGAGGCUGCAGCGUCAGUCAUUUGCUACGACACGAGUCUGGAUAAAGUCAAUAACUUUUUUAUUCUUUUUUUCUCUUUUUUCCUUAGUUACCUUCUUCUUUUCUCUCGCUUUUUUCUCACUCUCUUUCUUUCUGUCUAUCGCUUUUUCUGUUUAUCUCUCUUUUCUGUCUAUCGCUCGCUAUCUCUUUCUUUUUCUCAAUCUCUUUCACUCUCAUUUGCCUUCCGUCUGCGUGGAGGGGCCUCCAACUGGGGUCGAGUCGAGGUCCGCCACAAAGGAGUCUGGGGUCAAGUGUGCCGUGAACAUUUUACAGAUAAUGAGGCUAAAGUAGCGUGUCGCUUCUUUACUUUUCUCUCUUUCACUCACUGUCUCUCUUUGUCUCACUCUCUUUCACUCUUUCUCUCCCCAGUCACUCCCUCUCUCACCCACCUUCAUUCUCUCUCUCCCUCACUCUCUCUUUUCACUCACUCCUUCUCUCUCCCUAUCACUCUCUGUCUCACUCUCUCUCAUUCUCUCUAUCACUUACUCGCUUUCUCUAUAUAUCUCACUCACUCUAUCACUUUCGCUCACCCCCUCUUACUCUCAUUCUCUCUAUCACUCUCGUUCUCUCUUCAGUCACUCUCUCGCACUCAAUCUCUCUCUCUCUCUCUAUCACUCACUCACUUUCUUACUCCAUCUCUCUCACUCUCUCUCGUUCAAACUCUCACUUUCUCUCUCUCUCUCGCUCACCCUCUCUUACUUUCAUUCUCUCUCACACUCUUUCUCUUACUCUCUCUAUCUAUGACUCACUCACUUUCUUUCUCCCUCUCUUUCUCAAACUCUAUCUCUCAUACACUUUCUCACUCACACACUCUCUCUCUCUCUCUCUCUCUCUCUCUCUCUCUCUCGCUCACUAUUAUAUUUUCUUUCCUUUGGCUUAGUUCCCUUCUUUUCUCUCGCUUUUUUUUCUCACUCUAUCUCUUUCUCUCUCUCUUUUUUCUCUAUCACUCUUCCUCUCUGAUUCUUUCUUUCUCUCUCUAUUUCCUUUCUUUCUUUCUCUCUUUCUCUUACUUUCAACCUUUCUUUCUCUUUUUCUCAUACCGUCUUUCUUUCUUUCUUUCUCUCCCUCUCUAUCUAUUACUCUUUCUCUAUCUCUCGCUUUCUCUUUUUACCUCUUUACCCCCUCUCUUCUUCUUCCUCUCUCUCUCUCUCUCUCUCUCUCUCUCUCUCUGA